UAAGCUUCUAAAAUUAUUCUACAAAAAUUGAUUGAGAAAUGUUUCAGCUCUUUGGUCACAAAAACAAACCCAAACAGCAGCUAGACCCAAACCAACCAGUUCUCUAUAUAGAGCACUGUCGCUCUAGAAAGCAAACCCUCUCGCGGGCCAUGCAACGCAUCGAUCCGAAUGUGAAGCUCCAACUGCAGCUGAAUGCAGAUGGAGAACCACGCAGUCAAUCCUUUGAGGUGGCCAUCGCACCGGCACCUACCAGCGACAUUAUGUCGCGCCAGAUUUUAUGGACGGGUCUGAUGCGCACGUGUGCCACAAAGGUGCCCCAUGUCGACGAUAUCGUUAGGCCUGCGUGUCAUGCAUUAAAAAUGAACGACAGGACCCUCCUAUCGUGGGCACCUAAGCGGCUUAGCGGCACUCGCUGAGCCCACGAGGUGCAUGCGAAUAAGCCCGACAGCUGUGCACAAUAUGCCUGCAGGAACUUGCAAAACUGUAAUGGUCAGGAAAGGCGCAUUGUCGCUGAAAUAACGUUUCAUGUAGAGGGAGUCUACACAUUUCUUAAAAUUGCGAAUGAUAAAUACAGUUGAAUAUAUUUACUUCA
Messenger RNA from Scaptodrosophila lebanonensis, 592 nucleotides. Its product is annotated as selenoprotein BthD. Lineage: Eukaryota; Metazoa; Arthropoda; Insecta; Diptera; Drosophilidae. Bases 39 to 416 code for a protein of 125 amino acids. The record is from RefSeq and is a predicted model, not a curated record. The transcript has a single exon.